AUUUGAAUUAUUGUAAUAAUUUCCUUUUGUUUUACUAAAACAUAUUUGCAUUUUUUUUUUCUUGUACUAAUAAUAUUUGUAAUGCUUUAUUAUAUAUACAAAAGAGUUGUAUAUGCAACUAUUAAAUAUUAAUAUAUAUAAAAGUAUUACAAAUAAUAAUAAAAGGACUAAUAAGCAGGUAAAGCCUAAUCUAAUAAGAAACUACUACUUUAAUAAAAAAAAAGAAUUAAGCAAAACUAAUUCUGUAAUAAAAUGCUAUAUAUAUGAAACCAAAAUUAGAUUAAUCUUGACCUUUAAAAUGGUUGAAAUAGUUAAAAUUAAUUUGACUUUAGCCUUCCAGAAGUCAAAAUAAUUGAAAUAAUUAUUAUUUUUUUUUUA
Molecule: messenger RNA, 378 nt
Organism: Rhizophagus irregularis DAOM 181602=DAOM 197198
Lineage: Eukaryota; Fungi; Glomeromycota; Glomeromycetes; Glomerales; Glomeraceae
Source: RefSeq, a predicted model, not a curated record